Molecule: messenger RNA, 1278 nt
Organism: Xylaria bambusicola
Lineage: Eukaryota; Fungi; Ascomycota; Sordariomycetes; Xylariales; Xylariaceae
Product: putative prohibitin-1
Exons: 2
Coding region: 255-1094 (279 amino acids)
Biological process (GO): mitochondrion organization
Cellular component (GO): membrane; mitochondrion
Source: RefSeq, a predicted model, not a curated record
GCUUAGUUGAUUUCUUCUACCCAGCUUAGUGCGGGACCACGAUACUUGGUUAAGUUCCCAAGGUAAGAUAUCUGCCGACCACAGCAGCUACAGUUCGAUAUUCUCAGCUACAACAACUGCUAACGUUCAACUUCUACCCAAGCGCAAAUCGCUAGCCUUGCCUGUCGCCGAUUAAACACUUCCUAAGGCCGAGGCAGACCAAACACUUAAGGAGAUCUCAACGUUUUAAGCUGCGCCGUGAAAACCCGCCAACGAUGGACCCAGUAAUUAGAUCAAUGUCGCGGCUCGCCAUUCCCGCUAUCUUUGGUGCAGCCGUUAUACAGUCAAGCAUCUACGAUGUCCGGGGUGGAACUAGAGCUGUCAUUUUCGAUCGACUGCAGGGUGUAAAGGAGGGUGUAGUCAACGAGGGCACACAUUUCUUGAUACCAUGGUUGCAACGUAGCAUCCUCUUCGACGUCCGGACGAAGCCCAGGAACAUCGCCACUACGACUGGUAGCAAGGAUCUGCAAAUGGUCAGCUUGACGCUGAGAGUCUUGCACAGGCCAGAGGUCAAGGCCUUGCCUAAGAUCUAUCAGAGCCUUGGUACCGAUUAUGACGAGCGUGUACUCCCCUCCAUCGGCAACGAAGUCCUCAAGUCAAUCGUUGCGCAAUUCGAUGCCGCAGAGUUAAUUACUCAACGAGAGGCAGUAUCACAGCGCAUCCAGACAGAUCUGAAGAAGCGUGCUGCGGAAUUCAAUAUCGCUUUAGAGGAUGUGUCCAUCACCCACAUGACUUUCGGCAAGGAAUUCACCAAGGCUGUUGAACAGAAGCAGAUUGCACAGCAGGACGCCGAGCGUGCCCGCUUCAUUGUUGAGAAGGCUGAGCAGGAACGCCAAGCUAACGUUAUUCGUGCGGAAGGUGAGGCCGAAUCGGCCGACACCAUCUCCCGUGCCAUCGCUCGCCAUGGUGAUGGCCUCAUUCAGAUCCGGAAAAUUGAAGCCUCUCGCGAGAUUGCACAGACCCUUGCCACAAAUCCUAAUGUCUCCUAUCUCCCUAGUGGCAGCAAGCAGGGAGGUAGUGGAAGCAACUUCUUGCUUUCCGUCGGAAGAGCGUAGGCUUGAAGCAAACCGUAAAAAUAAUGGUGUUACGUGUUCAGGGAUAGGUGCGAGAACGCAAGCAUUACACCCCGAGAGGCAGAGCCUCUUAUGUAUAUUAAUAAGGUACUACCCGAUUCUCCACUCGGGAUCACGAUUAAUAUGUGUUACUAUCGCGCAAAGACCAUUAUAUCAAUCCUUUGUG